AUGCUCCCCCAAGACAUUCGUGAUCGAUUCCCCUCGUGGUCUGUGCUACAAUCGGGCUACCCCCCCAAACUCUUCACUCACCUCUCCCAACACCUCGAAGCCGAACUUCUGGAGCAGGUUCGAGCCACAGUCACGUCCCCGCUUCGCCUUGCUCGCCUUGCUCGCCUAACCUCUUUGCAGGGCCCGCAUGCAGGUGACUGGCUUACUGUGGCUCCAUCCUCCCCGCACAUGCAGCUUUCAGAGACCGAGUGGCGCAUUGCAGCAGCUGUCCGCCUAGGCCUUCCUAUCCCACACCUUUCAUCUUCCCUCACCUGCACCUGCAACUCCCUAUUCACCGAUCCUUCCAUCCAUUCUCACGUCCUUCGCUGCCCUAGCAACAACGAACCUACGAAGGUGCAUGACGCAAUCAAGCGCGAAGUUCAUCGCAUUGCCUUGGAGCUCGGGUUCUCUGCGCAAAUGGAAGACCAACACCUACUGCCUGGCCGCCGAACAGACAUCACGUGUCGCGACAUCAGCUCUGGUACCACCUGGGCCUUGGAUGUUUCUGUAGCCGAUCCUCAGAAGGGGUUUCCGCACUCCAACGCAGCUACGGUCAUCGGUUCAGCAGCAGCCACUCGUGAAAGUGAGAAGACUACCUACUAUGCAGCAGCACUUCGUGACCGCCCAGACGUCAAACUGUUUCCCCUUGUCAUCGAAACCUUCGGUUGCUUCGGCUCUUCCUUCAACAACUUCCUCCGCCAAUGCAGCCGUAGGGGGGCUUCACAAGUUCGCGACUUGAGUGGUGCAACGGAUUCUCUUCCCCAGCUGUUUGAGACCAACUUCUACAAGCGGAUUUCUCUAGUCCAUCAGCGUGAGCAGGCUCGCACUGUUUGUCGGCGUGCGCAAAUUCGUUUUACCGAGGGCAUCAACCACACUCCACCCGAGUCGGUCCCUUCAGCAAUCCGAGGUUUUGCUGCUUUUGAAUUCAGUGAAACAUACAAGUUCGUCGAUUUGCCGUUUUGCCAGCCAGGAAAGAUCAACGAGAAGCAUCAAUCCCUCGGCGAAGUGCUGAACGGCGAUCGAAUGGUUCAGGCCCCCUACGACCUGAAAUUCCGCGUAAAUCACGAGCAAACCACGCUCUGCAAGCGAACGCUCGCCGUUAAGGACGUCCUUAAAUUCCGCGACGCGGUCCUGAACGACUAUUAUUUCCAAAUGUACUUGGACGCCCUCCCGAUCUGGGGUUUCAUCGGCAGGGUUGACAUGGACAGUGACACGUAUGACAAGGUUGACAGUGACACGUAUGACAAGGUUGACAGUGACACGUAUGACAAGGUUGACAGUGACACGUAUGACAAGGUUGACAGUGACACGUAUGAGAAGGUUGACAGUGACACGUAUGACAAGGUUGACAGUGACACGCAUGACAAGGUUGACAGUGACACGCAUGACAAGGUUGACAGUGACACGCAUGACAAGGUUGACAGUGACACGCAUGACAAGGUUGACAGUGACACGUAUGACAAGGUUGACAGUGACACGCAUGACACGAACCAGCACAUCUCCAUUUUCACGCACAUACAUUUCGACGUAGGGUAUAACGACGACCGCGUGGUGGAAAUCGGCGUGGCGACUGAUGCGGGUAGCAUGGUGGAGUUGGACAAUAGCGAGGAUAAGGAGAUGGAGGUGGAAUUCACGUAUUCCGCCUCGUGGAGGCAGACGGAUAUGGCGUUUGAGAAGCGCAUGGACAGGUACACGCGGUACGCGCUCCUCCCGCAGCAUGUGGAGAGACACUGGUUUUCGAUCCUCAACUCGUGUUUCACGGUGCUGCUGCUCGCCGGCUUCAUCGCGUCCAAAAUCAAGCACGUCCUCAAGAGCGACUUAAUCAGGUACUCGCAUGAAGAGCAGGAGGAGGCUGGGUGGAAGUCCAUCCAUGCCGACGUUUUCCGCUUCCCCGAGAACAAGGAGCUUUUCUGCGCUGUUCUUGGCAGCGGCACUCAAUUGCUCUUCCUGGUCCUUUUCAUGUUUUUUCUCACUCUUGUGGGGGUGUUAUACCCCUUCAAUCACGGUGCUUCGUGGACGGCGCUGGUGGUGAUUUAUGCGCUGACCUCUGGAAUCGCUGGGUACACGUCUGCGUCUUUCCUGAAGCAGAUGGAGGGGACCAGCUGGGCGCGCAACAUUGUGCUGACGGGGUGCGUGUUCGGCGGGCCGGUGGUCAUCUCUUUCUGCUGCCUCAACACCGUCGCCACCCUCUACCACUCCACCAACGCCAAGCCCUUCACCACCAUCAUCACCCUCACCCUCAUCUGGGCGCUCAUCGCCUUACCCCUCCUCGUGGCUGGCACCAUUGCCGGCAAGAAAAGCACUGCUGCAGAGUUCCUAGCACCCUACCGGCAUUCCCAGACCUCAAAUUACCCGAGGGCGAUUCCCGUGCUGCCCUGGUACCGCCAUACGCCCCCUCAGAUGGCCUUGGCUGGGUUUCUGCCAUUCAGCGCGAUUUUCUUCGAGCUGUAUUAUAUCUGUGCGGACUUGUGGGGGUAUAAGGCCUACACGAUCUACGGCAUCCUCUUUAUAGUGUUCAUCAAUUUCAUCGUUGUGGCGGCGCUCAUGGCGAUUGUGCUCACGUACAAUCAUCUGGCAGCGGGAGACCACGAGUGGUGGUGGAGGUCAGUGUUGUGCGGUGGCUCCCCCGCGCUCUUCAUAUUCGGCUACUGCUGCUACUACUACCACGCGCACUCCGACAUGUCCGGCUUCAUGCAGGCGUCUUUUUACUUUGUCUGCAUGGCCUGCGUCUGCUACGGCCUCUUCCUCAUGCUCGGCACUGUGGGCUUCUGCGCCUCGCUGGCCCUUGUGUGCCGCCUCUACCGCUCCAUCCAGUUCGAAUUCACUGGCACGGAAGGUGUAACUCUCCCCUUACUCCCUAGUGAAGCUUCGGCUAUUAGCGAAGAAGCAUCCGUUUCGACCAUACUGAGCCUUGGUCGGAAGGAGAAGCUCGACUUUUCUGGAAUCGUGCAUCGAGAUCGAAAGUUCUCGCGAACUCCGCCGCUCGGAUGGAACAGCUGGAACCACUUUCAGUGCAAUAUUAAUGAAGAUAUUGUCAAAGCUGCAGCGGACAAGCUCGUGUCAUCUGGGCUAGCAGCCCUUGGAUAUGUAUAUGUCAACAUAGAUGAUUGCUGGCAGGCUGACUCACGAGAUUCGGAGGGUCGCCUGGCGCCCUCCCCUCGCUACUUCCCUUCGGGCAUCAAGGCGAUUGCAGACUAUGUGCACAGCAAGGGGCUCAAGCUGGGCAUCUACUCCGAUUCUGGCAAGGGUACUUGUGCGGACUAUGUGCACAGCAAGGGGCUCAAGCUGGGCAUCUACUCCAAUUCUGGCUACACGACCAUGCGCAAUGCAUUGGAGGCCACUGGGAGAGACAUCUUCUUCUCCAUGUGUGAAUGGGGGCAGGACGACCCUUCCCUGUGGGCGUAUGAAGUGGCAGACUCCUGGCGCACCACAGUUGACAUUGGGGACUCGUGGAGGAGCAUGAUUCGAAUUGCAGACAAAAACAACAAGUGGGCCAAAUACGCCAAGCCCGGCGGGUGGAAUGACCCAGACAUGCUGCAGGUGGGGAAUGGCGGCAUGAGGCAAUCAGAGUAUCGUGUGCACUUCAGCCUCUGGGCCAUCAUGAAGGCGCCACUCCUGAUUGGCUGCGAUCUCUCGGUUGUAUCAAAUAGGACACUGGCCAUUUUGGGCAACGAGGAAAUAAUUGCUCUCAACCAGGAUUCACUGGGCGUUCAAGCAAGGAAGGUGCAAGUCUCGGAGGAUGCGCUAAUGGAGGUUUGGUCUGGGCCUCUGUCAGAGGGUCGGCAGGUGGUAGCCCUGGUGAAUCGCAGCCCAAUCAGGUUGAAGAUCACUGCCCGCUGGAAAGCUAUGGGGCUGAAUCCGGUGCAGAGGAUGUAUGCACGAGACCUGUGGAAGAAGGCGACCAUGGACUUGGUCAUCUCAGGGCAGCUGAGCGCACAAGUUGCAAGCCACGAUGUCGCACUCUUCAUCCUCUGGCCCGCAGUGUAA
Molecule: messenger RNA, 4026 nt
Organism: Closterium sp. Yama58-4
Lineage: Eukaryota; Viridiplantae; Streptophyta; Zygnematophyceae; Desmidiales; Closteriaceae
Source: the annotation of a GenBank genome assembly